Molecule: messenger RNA, 2047 nt
Organism: Selaginella moellendorffii
Lineage: Eukaryota; Viridiplantae; Streptophyta; Lycopodiopsida; Selaginellales; Selaginellaceae
Product: transcription factor RF2a
Exons: 5
Coding region: 501-1835 (444 amino acids)
Biological process (GO): regulation of DNA-templated transcription
Cellular component (GO): nucleus
Molecular function (GO): DNA-binding transcription factor activity
Source: RefSeq, a predicted model, not a curated record
CUCGGUCGGAUGCAUGUAAUAGACGGGCGAGAUUAACUCCUUCCCGUCAAUAGCUUACAUUUUGCUUUAGCCAAGAGAAAGAGAGAACAUUUUGUGAUAGCGCCAUAGCCAGCCGGCCCCCCCCCCGACUACGAGAGCAUAGAGAGCAAGGGAUCUAGAGCAUAGCUUAGGGCAGUGAUAAUCUCCAUCACGGCGGCUCCUUGGAGGGGUGUUGUGUGAGCGGCAGAUCGAUCGCGCAAAAGCUGCGGGAGGGUUGGGCUCCAAUCCGGCCUCCUCGAUGCAUCUCGGGGGAUUCCAGCGGCCAGGAGAUUCUGUGCCAGGAGCCAGGAGCAUCGAUUUCAAGCAGGGCUGAGUGGAUUUCCUUCUCCCCGAGCACGGAAGCUAGACCGUCUUGACGGAUUCCCAGGUGUUAAACGAAGGAAUAGAGUUUUUUAGAGUAGAACAGGAAAUAAACAGGAAGAACAGGGAAGAACAGGGAAGAGACACAAGGGGGAGGGGGAAUGGAGGGGCUGGGCGAUGGGUAUGAGGCAUUUGUAGAGCGGCUCCAGUCGGAUUUCGCCAAGAACUCUGCGAAUGGGAAUUCUGGGUCAUCACUGCCGUCUCACUCGCGCUAUGUGGGCUACCCAUCUUCAAACAAUCCUGCCUUCUCGGUCAAGCAGGAGACCUCGCCGGCGCUCUCGGACUCCUCGCUCGUGUCCGUGUCCAAAGACGUAACCAUGCACGACGCUGUGACUUCUCCCGGCAACUCGAGCGUGAGUGGUCCUCUUAAAGCUCCAAGCCCGGGUCACAGCUUCAGCACGGAUGUGAACCGUAUGCCGGACGCUCCACCUCGGCCUCGCGGCCAUCGCCGGGCUCAGUCGGAGAUCACGUUUUGUCUGCCCGACGAUGCGUCCUUCGAGCGAGAGCUUGGACUCCAGAGCCCGGCAAUGCCUGCGCUCUCGGACGAGGCCGGGGAGGAUCUCUUCAACAUGUACAUCGACAUGGAGAAGAUCAACUCCUUCAACGUCGCGUCCGCAACUCCCACUAAGUCGGAUGGGUCCAGCCACCAACACCACCAUUCUCGGAGCCUGUCCACGGAUGGAGUGCUUGCUUCUUUCAAUGCCGGAGGGCCGGCUGGCAGCAACUCCAACUCGGAGCCGCGUCGUCCAAGACACCAUCACAGCAACUCGAUGGAUUCUUUCAAAAGUGACUUUUUAAACUCGGAGUCGGACAGCACCGAGGCGAAGAAGGCUCUUGCGGCCAGCAAGCUUGCCGAGCUUGCUCUUAUUGAUCCAAAACGAGCCAAAAGAAUACUUGCAAACCGGCAGUCAGCUGCUCGCUCGAAGGAGCGCAAGAUGCGUUACAUCUCCGAGCUGGAGCGUAAAGUACAAACGCUCCAGACAGAAGCCACAACACUAUCGGCUCAGUUGACGAUGCUUCAGCGGGAUACAACGGGGCUGACCACAGAGAACAACGAACUGAAACUUCGGCUAACCGCCAUGGAGCAACAAGGACAGCUCCGAGACGCUUUAAACGAUGCACUCAAGGAGGAAGUCCAAAGGCUGAAGUUGGCCACUGGCCAACUUACAGGCCCUGGGGGCCAGCAGCAGCAGCUGUCGAUCAACGCGCAGUACUUCCAGAUGCAGCAGCUCCAGCAGCUCCAGCAGCAGGCACAGAACGCGAUCGACAGCCAACAGCAGCAGCAAUCGCAGCGGUCGCCACCGUCUCAGCCGCAGCAGCAGCAGCAGCCAGGAGCUCAUCCCGAGUUCAUCCCGCGGGGCAACUACAUGGGAGCCUUCGUCAAGUCGGAGGGCUCUCCAAUCGCCGUAAGUCAGCCAAGUAAUCCAUCCUUUUGAUCCAAAGAAGCCGCGAGCUCCAGGCCAGGAACUUUUAUCUAUAGCCAUCACCCAACACCACGAAGAACAAACAUAUGUUAUACCAGAGGUCUGGAGCUUCGAUUUCUUUGAUCAGGGGAGACACUUCUUACUAUCGCAGCUUAGCUUGUAGCGAGAUAGAACGUGACCGAAAGAAAAAAGAACAAAAAAUUCUAUUCUUUGAGCUUUGUUUU